CUGAUUUUCCUCUCCCUCUCCCUCUCUCUCUAUAUAUAUAUAUAUAGAAAGAAAAGUCUUCUCUUUACAACAACUACAGAAGUUUGAUAUUGCUCAAGAAGGAUCCACAGAGAGAGAGAGAGAGAGAGAGAGGGAAUGGCCGGACUGCAAAGAUCUGCAGUUUCAUUCAGGAGACAAGGCUCGUCGGGAUUUGUGUGGGACGACAGAUUCUUGACGGAGGAGCUGAACAAAGUGAACAAGAAGGAAGACCAAGAAGAAGGACAACAACAAGCGCAAAAAGAGCAAGAGAAGCUGGAUAUCAAAGAGGUGAAGGCACCAAACACCAUCGAGCGCAGCCGAUCCAACGGCGGAGCACGCGGCUACCGCACCGGAAAGGUGUCUCCGGCGAUCGAGCCGCCUUCCCCGAAGGUCUCCGCUUGUGGGUUUUGCAGCGCCUUCGGAAAGCCGCCGAAAAAGGGUGGUCGGAGGACAAACGCUGGUAAGCUUAGAUCGCGGUAGAGUUUCGCGUUUUCCGGUGAUCGGAGGUGGGAUAUUCCGGUGGUCAUGGGGUUAUAUAGGCUUCUCUCCUACUACGUAUUGAUUAUCAUGUCGUAGAUUCUUUCUUUGUUCUUCGGUAGAGGGAUCAUUAAGUUCAUCUCUAUAAAUUGAGAUGCAAGAGAAAGAGAGUUUUAGGAAAACAAUGACAAAUGAUGAAUGUUUUCGAUCGCUUCUAGAUUUCUUGUUUUUGUUUCUUGGAUGUCCUGUUCCUGUUCCUGUUCCUGUUCAUGUUCAUGUUCAUGUUCAUGCUUUGUUUCUUUUAGAUAUCAGAGAUGGUUUUGUGGUCUGGGUGGAUGUAAUUAUAUGUGUAUAUAUAUAUCGUGGAUUUUUCUUUUUUA
This is a messenger RNA of Corylus avellana, 875 nucleotides long. RefSeq lists its product as uncharacterized. The record is from RefSeq and is a predicted model, not a curated record. NCBI's taxonomy places the organism in Eukaryota, Viridiplantae, Streptophyta, Magnoliopsida, Fagales, Betulaceae.